This is a messenger RNA of Amphimedon queenslandica, 413 nucleotides long. RefSeq names its product major vault protein-like. Lineage: Eukaryota; Metazoa; Porifera; Demospongiae; Haplosclerida; Niphatidae. The transcript is spliced from 3 exons. The coding region runs from base 1 to 393 and encodes 130 amino acids. Gene Ontology annotation, cellular component: nucleus; cytoplasm. The record is from RefSeq and is a predicted model, not a curated record.
AUGAAGUAUGAAUACAAAGAGGGAGACAUCUUUAUUAAUCUGUUUCACUCAUCCUCAUGUCUCCUUUCUCUCUCUCCAUUAGAUUAUUCUCGUGCUAUUAAGCGUCUUCCAACCAUAAAAGCAGAUCAUGGGAUUCACUUGAGUGCUCUGGUUGAUAUGGAGGAGACUGAUACUGCUCCAGCUCGUAAGGCAGGGGAUGAGUGGCAGCUGAGAGGACCAUUGACCUACUUACCCAAACCAGAAGAGCAAGUAGUAAAGAUGGUGUCUCCUAUUAUAAUAACUCCUGGUCAUGCUGUUCGUCUCAGAGCUCGUCAAGCCUUCACUGACGCUAAGGGAAUUUAUCGUUGCACUGGUGAGGAGUGGCUGGAGGGAUAUUGGAGCUUAUCUACCUGAUGUGUAUGAGGAGGUGAGGA